Lithohypha guttulata is the source of this 1779-nucleotide messenger RNA. RefSeq names its product DRAP deaminase (gene RIB2). The transcript has a single exon. Gene Ontology annotation, molecular function: pseudouridine synthase activity; RNA binding; protein binding. Lineage: Eukaryota; Fungi; Ascomycota; Eurotiomycetes; Chaetothyriales; Trichomeriaceae. The coding region runs from base 1 to 1779 and encodes 592 amino acids. The record is from RefSeq and is a predicted model, not a curated record. Gene Ontology annotation, biological process: enzyme-directed rRNA pseudouridine synthesis.
AUGGCCCUGACCACCACUACAUACGGCGAAGUCGACCUCAGUAAAGACGACCGACCAGACCUCCCACCUCCCCCAGCAGUCGCAAUCACACCUUGCGACGGCGGCUGGCCUCGUCCGUAUUACUUCGAGAACGGCCUGCGACGAGUAGCGCCCUACCACUACACCUACAACACUUACUGCAAGCAGCGAUGGCGCGACCGUGAGAUCCUCGAUAUCUUCGCGGCUGAGUUUCGAGAUCGGUCGAGGGAGUACUACAAAGAUGCUAUCGAGGCAGGGCAGAUCGUGUUGAAUGGAAAGCCAUGUAAAGAUGUUCAUACGAAAGUGAAGAAUGGGGACGUGGUCAGCCAUACGUUGCACAGACAUGAGCCGCCUGUUUCUGCGCAGCCGGUACGGGUCAUCAAUGAGACGGACAGUAUGAUUGUCAUUGAUAAGCCAGCGGGCGUGCCUGUGCAUCCUGCGGGCCGGUAUAAAUACAAUUCGGUCGUGGAGAUUAUGAGGGCGGAGAGGCAUUAUGCGUUUAAUCCUUUACCUUGUAAUAGGCUGGAUAGGCUGACGAGUGGUGUCAUGUUCAUUGGCAAAACGAGUAAAGAGGCGGAGGAGAUUAGUGCGAAAUUGAGAGGAAGGACUGUGAGGAAGGAGUAUAUUGCGAGAGUCAAGGGACGUUUUCCGGAUGGUGAGGGUUGGGAGGGUGAUCCGAUGCGAGGAGGAGUUGUGAAAUGUGAGGAGCCUAUAUUGACCAUUAGUCCUAUACUGGGCUUGAAUCGAGCAAGAGCUAGUGGGAAGACGGCAAAGACUUUGUUCAGGAGAGUGGCAUAUUACCCUCCCAAAACCCAGCCAGAGACGACAGCACAGAACACCGGUCGACAGCCAGCAUCUGCAGCAAAACCACUUCCACACACCGAAGACGAAGGCUACAGCAUAGUCCACUGCCUCCCACUGACUGGCCGUACUCACCAAAUCCGAGUCCACCUCCAAUUCCUCGGCCAUCCUAUAUCCAACGAUCCAAUCUACAGCAACAGACGAGUCUUCGGUCCGAGCUUAGCAAAAGGCGAUUCAACCGCCGACAACGAUGCUGAGAUAAAAGAGCGAUUGAGUAACAUGGGCAAGACUGAACUCGCAGACGCCUACGCCUACAAUACAGACAAUCCAACCAAGAUAGAUAACAUCGAGAAAGAAAUAUCAGGUCUCAACAUAACCCAAACUCAACAAACCACACCCACCCAACUCGAACAGCUUCGUGGUCAAGAAUUGCAGCGACAAUAUGGCUCGACAGCAGGUUACAAGCCCAUGAAUCGUGGCAGCCUCCACGCAGGCAGUCUACCACCAGACUCUUCUACCUUUACCAAUGACCAUCCUACAGCUUCGCCUGAAUCUGAUCCAGCCUACGCUGCUCUAAUCGCCGCCCACGACGAAAUGGUCCAAGACUACAACAUCCGCAAAGGCGAGAAACUCACCGGUAAACUCUGCGAUAUCUGCCAGACACCGCUGUAUUCGGACCCUGGCCCUCAGGAGCUCGGGAUAUAUUUACAUGCGCUGGCGUAUGCGGAUGUUGGUGGGGAGUGGAGGUUUACGAGUCCGAUGCCGGUGUGGACGAGAGGGGAGGGAGAGAAUGAAGAAGUUAUGAAGAGUCCGGAGUGGGACUAUGCGGCCUUGGGUAAGGAGGCGGAGUGGGUUGAUGUCGAGGCGGAGAGGGAGGAGGGAGAGAGGAGGAAUAGGAGCGGGGAGGAGAGGAAUAAAAGUAAGAAUAAGGAUAAAGAGCUGGUGGUUGAAGAGGGAUGA